CUGGAGGCCCGGCGGUCCCUGAACGAAGCUGUGUGCACAGAGCUGCGCUCCAGGAUCACUGCGCUCUGGGAAAGGCUGCAGAUCCCUGCAGAGGAGAGAGAGGCCUCUGCAGUGCACCUGGCUGGGUCCAGAGCCAAAACCAGGAAAGCUCUGCAGCUGGAAGUGGACCGUCUGGAGGAGAUGAAGCUGCAGAACAUGAAAUCUGUGAUUCAGGCAAUCCGGGCAGAGCUGGCCGACUACUGGGACAAAUGCUUCUACAGCCAGGAGCAGAGGGAAGGCUUCAGCCCCUAUUACGAUGAGGACUACACGGAGACCCUGCUCGAGCUCCACGAUGCUGAGGUGGAGAAGAUGAAGAGCUACUAUGAAGCGCACAAAGAUCUGUUUGAGGCUGUCCAGAAAUGGGAGGAGAACUGGAAACUGUUCCUGGAGCUGGAGAGGAAAGCAACGGACCCCAGUCGCUUCGCCAACCGCGGGGGGAACCUGCUGAAAGAAGAGAAGCAGCGAGCAAAGCUGCAGAAGACGCUUUCCAAGCUGCAGGAGGAGCUGGAGAGCAGGGUCCAGGCCUGGGAGCAGGAGCGCGAGGGGGCCUUCCUGGUGAAGGGGCAGCAGUUCAUGGAGUACGUGUCGGAGCAGUGGCAGCUCUACCGCCUGGAGAAGGAGAAGGAGAAACAGGAGCGG
Molecule: messenger RNA, 678 nt
Organism: Antrostomus carolinensis (chuck-will's-widow)
Lineage: Eukaryota; Metazoa; Chordata; Aves; Caprimulgiformes; Caprimulgidae
Gene: PRC1
Product: protein regulator of cytokinesis 1
Exons: 5
Biological process (GO): mitotic spindle midzone assembly; microtubule cytoskeleton organization
Cellular component (GO): cytoplasm; mitotic spindle midzone; spindle
Molecular function (GO): microtubule binding
Source: RefSeq, a predicted model, not a curated record